Messenger RNA from Lactuca virosa, 357 nucleotides. Lineage: Eukaryota; Viridiplantae; Streptophyta; Magnoliopsida; Asterales; Asteraceae. The record is from the annotation of a GenBank genome assembly.
AUGCCUCCGCCGUCACCGCUGGCAGCAAAUCUCUCAAGCUCCUCCAAAGUCGUCAAUGCAGCAUACCUUCUCCCUCCCACAGUCGUAUCACCUCGCUCUCUUGCCGCCGCCACCACUUUCGAAGUCGCUGCUGUGCUGGUGGACCUUACCAUUGGAUCCGAUUUCAGUUUAGUUGUCAAUGAGAUAUCCAACUUGGUGCCUGCCUCAAAUGUUCAACAAUCGGAGGGCGUUGUUGGAAUCCUUUGUCAACAAAAAGUAGUAAUGAAGGUUGAAGUACACGGUGAUAAACAGAAAAGGAAGACUUUAAGGAUCGAGUCGUUAGCUAUGGACAUGAAAGAAAAGAAAUUGUGUCAUUGA